Molecule: messenger RNA, 2151 nt
Organism: Fusarium poae
Lineage: Eukaryota; Fungi; Ascomycota; Sordariomycetes; Hypocreales; Nectriaceae
Exons: 8
Coding region: 1-2151 (716 amino acids)
Cellular component (GO): kinetochore; nuclear body; cytosol
Source: RefSeq, a predicted model, not a curated record
AUGGAAACAGACACUGAUCCCGCCGAGGCGGGCCACCAAGAGCUCCGCCUCCUCCUUGGUGAUGUUAUCGAAUCGUCCAAAGUACCCGCCAAGACACGCACCACGAGUAUCAAACCCACCAUCGCCAAUCUCACCUCACUUUCUUAUGAAUGGGGUCUUUUGCCAGAGACCCUAGACAGUCUCGUCAGCCUCGUCACAACACCAAACUAUCUUGAUCAAGCAAGCCAGGCUGCUAUCAUUAGAAACCUUUACCCCGCCGAGGCCGUGUCUCGAGAUUCUGUACUCCGAGUCGUCUCUUGUCUUGGUCACGGAACUCUCAAGCCGUCUCUGACACUCCAGGCGGCUCUCAUCAAAUGGCUUAUUACCGUUCACCACACUUUGGAAUCACCACAAGUGCUUUCUCAAGCCUACCCCGUUCUUUUCAAUCUCCUCGAUACCGCAGCCACUCGUCCUAAUCUGAGCCAUCUCCUUGCUCUCAUCACACGUCGUAAGCACGUGCGUCCUUUUCGAAUCCAAGCCUUACUCAACCUCUCAAGACAAACAGGGAACGACCCUUCUUUAAUUGGUCUCUUGAGAGUCUUCAAAGACUAUUAUCCUGAGGUCAUUGUAGGAGAAGUUGUUCGUGGCAAAGCGUCUUCUUUCAAGCACCCCGAUCCGCAAUGGCGAGAUAGGUUAGAUGAGAUCCAGGAGGCACAUUUCUACAAAUCCCAGGAAGGUGUGUUGAGACCAAGAGACGGGUUUCGUGUACAUCGUCCUAUUGGCCGUGUUACCCGGAAGAAGACUAUCCCGUUGGUUCACACGUCUCAUGUGACAGAGGAUGCUGUUACGUUGGAAGAAAUUGAAAACGCUGUUGGUUUUGUCAAGAGUAUUGACAGGCUAGAGUUGCCUAAUCAGCUAGUUGCCGUCCUGGCCGACCCGUUGUUGCAAAAGCUCAUGGUUCUGCGACCGAGUAGCGAGUCUGACCAAAGAAUUGCAAAUUGGCUCAACUCUGCCCUUCAAGAUGUUCAGGACGGCGAUGCAGAUGAAGCUACUUUCUUUGAGAUACUAGACAUCUUCCGAGACUAUGUUAUCCUCCCCUCGCUCCUACUUGAUUUCUUCGUCCGCUUUCUUCCGCUCUGGGACGGUUCUCAACACCGUGACUCAAUACUUGCGAUCUUGUCUUACUCGCCGUUACUUAAUUUUCAAAGACUAUACCAACACAUUUUCAAGCCUCUCGAAGAAGCGGCAUUUGACAACACCCCUGAAUCCCAACUCGCUGUCCUUGGCUUAUACAAAAACAUCCUUCACCACUGGACAGUAGUUCUUGAAUCCAGCGAUACCAUACCAGAUUAUGCUAGUGAAGCCGUUGCUGACUUGAUUCGGCACGUCAACCCUCUGGCGCUUAGUAUCGCUCAAACAUCUACCUCUGUCUCAGCACGUUCUGCCAUCCUCGACUUUUAUGAGCAGAACUCCCGACUCAUCAGCCAUGAAACCUUAAAGCACUAUAUUCGCAUCGAGCUGCCUCCCUCACAUCUGAUUUAUAUACUCUUCUUUAGCAGUUCCGUCGCUAUUAUGUCGCGUAUUUGUGCUAUUCUCGCCUCUUAUAAGAAGGGCUUUGAGAUGGCCAUGUUGACCAAACCAAAACAGGAUGGAAGCAAUCGCAUUGACUCCUCAUCAUAUAACCGGGUCUUCGUGAGUCUUUUUAAUGGAUAUCUCAUGGAUAUGUGUAACUGCUUUUGGCGCGGUAAGGCGUUCACCGACAGUGAUCCAAACGCACAGGGCUGCUUGAUCCCAAGAAGUCUCGUCCCCAGGCUGUCUUCAUACGUAACUUCUGUGGACAAAUCUCUUACUCUGACAUCCCUGUUUUCAUUGUCAUACUCGCCACUCUUGUGCCUGCAGAGCACGCGGUGUAUACAAGAUCUCGAAAAUGCUGAGAUUAACAGCGGUACAUCCUUGCUUAUCAGGCAUGAAGGGCCGCCGACACAGAGCAGUCUUGGACAGCUUGUAAGUUCUGGCGGUAUACGCAUCUCCUGGCAAGAUUAUCGAAUCAAGGUAUUAGAAGAACUCAGCGCAAAGGAGCUCGCCGGUAUCACAGACCUGCUCAAGAACACUAUGACCAUUUUGAGAAAGUUAAUAGACGGUGGAAGCACAAGACCGACUGCGGCACAGUGA